Molecule: messenger RNA, 2476 nt
Organism: Tachysurus vachellii
Lineage: Eukaryota; Metazoa; Chordata; Actinopteri; Siluriformes; Bagridae
Gene: hdac11
Product: histone deacetylase 11
Exons: 11
Coding region: 234-1334 (366 amino acids)
Molecular function (GO): histone deacetylase activity
Source: RefSeq, a predicted model, not a curated record
UAAAGGGAAGCCGAAAAGCAGGAAAAGCGAAGUGGAACCGAGCGAGAAAUCUAACUGGCAGUUUUUUUUGGGAACAUUUGGGCUUGUGAAUACAGAAUGAACAGACCUUUUAGAAGAUGUCAGCGUAUAUCCUUUGUAUAAUAAACGACUAGACGACGCAAAUAUAGCUGACCCUAGAAAUAAAGAACCAUAUAAAAUGUCCAGCAGUUGAAAUCUGGGAUGCUGUGGUCGACAUGUCUAGCGAAGACAUUUCAGAAGGAAAAAAAGGCUCACACCAGACGGAGCUGUAUGCACAGGUCCCAACAACAUGUCUGCCAAUUGUUUACUCACCUACAUAUAACAUCACCUUUUUGGGUCUGGAGAAACUCCAUCCGUUUGAUGCUGGUAAAUGGGGCAAAGUCAUCCACUUCUUAAAAGAGGAGCAGUUCAUCACAGAUGAGACCAUUGUUGCAGCGAGGGAGGCCAGUGAGGAAGAUCUCUUGGUGGUUCAUACCAAACGCUACCUCAGCAGACUCAAGUGGUCUCUGGUGGUUGCGACUAUCACGGAAAUCCCGCCCCUAAUUUUUCUGCCCAACUUCUUGGUGCAACGCAAGGUGCUGAGGCCGUUACGCACACAGACUGGCGGCACUAUUAUGGCAGGAAAGCUCGCCAUGGACAGAGGAUGGGCAAUUAACGUGGGAGGAGGCUUUCACCACUGUUCCAGCGACAAGGGAGGGGGUUUCUGUGCAUAUGCCGACAUCACACUUACUAUUAAGUUUCUGUUCGAGCGAGUGGAGGGAGUUUCAAGAGCCACUAUCAUCGAUCUGGAUGCUCAUCAGGGAAAUGGACAUGAGAGGGAUUUCUUGGAUGACAGACGGGUUUACAUAAUGGAUGUCUACAAUCGGCACAUCUACCCUGGGGACGGAUAUGCCAAGAGAGCCAUUAAAAGAAAAGUGGAGCUGGACUGGGGAACAGAAGACACUGAGUAUCUCCAGAUGGUGGAGCUCCACUGUGAGGGCACACUGAAUGAGAUCAGACCUGACAUAAUUGUGUACAAUGCAGGUACUGAUAUUCUGGAUGGUGAUCCUCUUGGAGGCCUGGCCAUUUCCCCUCAGGGCAUCGUGAAGAGAGAUGAGAUCGUGUUUAGAGCAGCACGGAGGAGAGGGAUCCCCAUUCUCAUGGUGACGUCAGGCGGCUACCAGAAGAAGACAGCACGUAUCAUUGCUGACUCAAUCCUAAACCUGCACAGACAGCAUCUGAUUGGUUUAGAGGUGUUGGAAGAGGCGGGGCAGUCAGUGGUGCCAGUCAUGAUGAGCAAGUCCGUGUUAGCUGGGGAAAAUUUCAAUACCGUCUGAUUUUUACUUAUUGGACUAACAGCACUAUCCUCAUUUUUGUAUACUAACAAGCAUUUACUCCCGAUAAGGUAGGGUGAAUCGAGGAACUUUAUUCUUCAGUUUUAGUGAGGGGAAAGUUUAUAUUUUUAGCUGCUUGAGCCUAUACUACUUUAAUCUGUGGUACUCUGAACUAAACCUUUAAGAUGAGAUUUAAAUUCUUUACAUUGGUACUUUAUGUAAUGCUUGUUUGCACAAUUUGAAUUUAAGUCUUAAGCUACAGCAAUUCCAAUACAGGAAGCAGUUUUUAAAUUUAUUGUACUAAACAAAUUACUUCUAGAACAACAAGUCAUUUGGUACAAAGCACUCCUGAUUAUCACAAGUCUAACCUGAAUCUGCUUUGCUCGUAUUUUUAUUCAUCUUAUUACAGUCUGUGUAAUGUUCUAAAUGUAUAAAGCCAUAAAUAAUAGCAUUACUCCAUCCACCAGGUCUAGCACAAUCCAGCAGCCACAGCUUGGAGAGUUCAUCAGCAGGUUUAUUGCCUUGGCUUUGUGGGACUGACCAACUGAAUGUGCUCUUCAUUCCACUCUUACUCAGUUUGACUUUUUCAUUAGACUCAUUUCAAAGGUGUCUUUCAUGAAUCAUAACCUCUUCGUGCCCCCAGCAAGUUCUUUUUCUUCAUCCUGACUCAGCACCUACAUUUAGCUAUACAGCACUGAGGGAAUAUAAAUUAUAAAUAUAGCUGCAAGCAGCGAUGACGGGCCUUCGCACAUUUGUUCAUCGCUAUACGGUGCCUUCCAGAAAACAAUGCACGGUGGGCAAGUGCAUCAAGUGGGUAAAUAUCAGUGGACUAUUUUAUGUUGUUACUGACCCAUUUGGGGACUGUAGGUAAAUGAAACCCCACAUUAUAGAGAAAUGGGGGCGCUAGUGAGCCACUUAAGAGACACACCUUUGUCUGACCUUUUUGUCCACACUUAACAGCCGACAAAUGUGAUGUAUGUGUCAAAUUUCAAGUUAAUACAAGCACGCCAAAAGCCUUAAAUAUGCCUGAAAUAAAAGUAAACUUUGACACGAUGCCAUGGCAACAGUGUUUGAGAUAUCAAAAAUCCGUUCGCAAUUUCGCAUCUGCAAUAUCUCUGCGUCAUGGUGGCCAAGUCUGGUCUCAA